Molecule: messenger RNA, 918 nt
Organism: Solanum verrucosum
Lineage: Eukaryota; Viridiplantae; Streptophyta; Magnoliopsida; Solanales; Solanaceae
Product: F-box protein PP2-A13-like
Exons: 3
Coding region: 10-876 (288 amino acids)
Molecular function (GO): protein binding
Source: RefSeq, a predicted model, not a curated record
UCUGAUCAUAUGGGUGCUAAUGUAUCUUCCAUUGACACAAAUUGUGAUGAUGGGUUGAAUUAUCUGCCAUUUAAGCCUAAGCUUGAUGAUAUACCAGAGGCUUGUGUUGCUCUUCUACUUUCAUACCUUGAUCCACCUGAGAUCUGCAAGUUAUCACGUAUUAAUAGGGUGUUUCAUGCUGCUUCAUCUGCUGAUUUUAUUUGGGAACCCAAAUUGCCCUCUAAUUAUAACUAUAUUCUUCAACAAUUGCUUGCCCUCAAAGUUGAUGAUGCCUUAUGUAAAAAGGACCUUUUUGCUAAGCUUUCUUCUCCCAGGUCCUUUGAUGAUGGCACAAAGCAAGUAUGGAUUGACAAGAAGAAUGGAGGGGUUUGUUUGGCAAUUUCAUCUAAAGGAAUGGCAAUUACCGGCAUCGAUGAUCGCAGAUACUGGAAUCACAUUCCGACCGAUGAAUCAAGAUUCCAAACUGUAGCUUAUCUUCAACAAAUCUGGUGGCUUGAAGUCGAUGGGGAUCUCGAGUUCCAAUUCCCAGAAGGGACAUAUAGCCUCUUCUUCAGACUUCAGCUUGGUAAGGCGACAAAGAGGCACAAACGUCGUGGCUGUAGCUAUGAGCAUGUUCACGGCUGGGACUUAAAACCUGUCCAGUUUCAGUUAACAACAGGGGAUGAUUGUCGUGUGACAUCCCGGUGUUAUCUGGACAAUUUAGGAACUUGGAUGCAGCACCAUGUAGGAGAUUUUGUUGUUAAGGAUGCCACUGUUCCAACAAAGAUGAAAUAUUCAUUGACACAGAUAGAUUGUACACAUACAAAAGGUGGUCUGUGCGUUGAUUCUGUGUUAAUAUGCCCUAGUAGCUUAGCUAAACAAUUAACUUCUUGUUGAUUGCUUUACAGCCAUUAGUUUUGUAUAUACUCCGUUUUCUCC